Ixodes scapularis (black-legged tick) is the source of this 5493-nucleotide messenger RNA. RefSeq names its product eIF-2-alpha kinase GCN2 (gene Gcn2). Gene Ontology annotation, molecular function: ATP binding; eukaryotic translation initiation factor 2alpha kinase activity; protein binding. The record is from RefSeq and is a predicted model, not a curated record. The transcript has a single exon. Lineage: Eukaryota; Metazoa; Arthropoda; Arachnida; Ixodida; Ixodidae. The coding region runs from base 245 to 4639 and encodes 1464 amino acids. Gene Ontology annotation, biological process: DNA damage checkpoint signaling; regulation of translational initiation by eIF2 alpha phosphorylation.
UUUUGUGAACAGCACUGUACCGGACGACCGUACCAACCGUACCUUUGCGCGUCUUGUGUUAUGUGGCGAAGUAGUAGCAGUAGUAGUGGCUGACGUUUGGACGUUGUUUCAUAUACACGUUAUCCUUGUGUAUCUGAGAUGUCAACCAGCAUGCGUGAAACAACUGACUAUCGAGAUUCUAGAAGCUCGAGUACCUGCAGACGUGGCACUUCUGACGGUGUGUUCCUACUAUUGAUGAGCUGAUAUGGAAGACGAAGACGUCAAAGAGAGACAAGAAAACGAACUCAAGGUACUGCAGGCAAUCUUCUUAGAUGACAUCAAAGACAUGCGCAAGCGCGACAAGUGGAAGCUGUGGCGGCCCCCCGAAGUGUUGCUCACACUGCGGCCCCAAGAAAGCAUGACUCCUUUAAAAGAGGUGCACGUUCAAGUGGAUCUGCACGUGACGUGCACCCACCAGUAUCCCAACGAAGCACCGCGUGUGGACGUGUGCAACCAGAAAGGAAUCUCGAACCAGGCUCUGGCAGGUCUGCGCAGCGAGUUGCAGGAGUUGACAAGGCACCUCAUUGGAGAAGUCAUGAUCUUAGAUCUGGCCCAGCAUGUGCAGAGAUUUCUCCACCAACACAAUACACCUCAACUUGGUUCAUUCUAUGACGAAAUGCUCAAAAACAGGGAAAGGCAGGAAAAAGAAAAAGCGAGGGUUCACCAGCAGCAGCUGAAUCGUCAGCGUCAAGAGGAAGAAAAGCAGAGAGAAGCUUUUGAGUUGGAGAUUCGCCGCCAUCAGCAGGAGAUGAAGGUGGAAGCAAGGAAGCGGCGUACACACUCCAGAAGUGCAGAUGGCAGAGAGAAGAAUCACUGCAUGCACAAACCUGAAAUACUCAACUUCGUGUCAAAAGCAGGAGAGCACCCGGUGCACAAGGGCAGCUGCCUCGGUCACAGCGAAGAUGGCAAUGUCACCUUUGGGGGUCUGGACUUGAUCACCGGCGAGCUAGUAUGCAUUGUGGAGUGGUCGCUAAAAUCUGAUCAGCAUGUGGCAGCCAUCGAGCAGGAGUUGCAGGCACUUACCAAACUAAAGCAUGGCAACCUCGUCCAUUACUUAGGCUGCAUGUAUGUCCCUCAGAAGCGUGUGCUCUAUCUGCUCCAGGAGUUUGUCAAAGGCAGUUCUCUGAGCACCUACACGACUCAUGGCAUUCCCAUGGACACUACCCUAUUGCGAAACUAUGUCACAGGCAUAGUGCAUGCACUGCAGUUCUUACACCAGAACUCUGUUGUCCACAAGGAUCUCAAAGAAUCUAGCAUUUUUGUAGACAACUUCGGUGUAGUGAAAGUGGCUGAUUUCAGUAUUCACAAGAAGAUAAUGGACCUAUGCUUUGCAAAGACCAGUGAUGGUAUGGCUAAAGCAAAGAAGAAGGGAGACAUCUUUCAGCUGGGAAAAAUCCUUCUUUCUCUGCUUCAGGGGGAACCUGCAACAAGUACAGACAUUCCUCCAAAUUUGUCUCUUGACACGAGGGAUUUCCUAGAGCGCUGCCUUGCAAGCCACGAGCCAGAUCGCUGGUCAUGUGAACAGCUCCUGACCCACCCAUUCCUGGUGCAGAGUGGGCCCAUGAUAGAAAAUGAAGCCUUAGACGACGAGGGUCCCGACGAGCCAGAUGCACGUCCGUUGAGCUCUGUGGGCCACUCACGGCUCCAAGGAGAAUUUGAGGUUCUUCGCUGCCUUGGCAGAGGUGGCUUCGGUGAAGUUUUCAAAGUGCGCAACCAACUUGAUCGUCGUAUUUAUGCAAUUAAACGCAUCCUGCUCAAUCCUUCAAGCAAAACACUUAACCGGAAAAUAAUGCGAGAAGUAAAGCUGCUCUCAAGACUUAACCAUGAGAAUGUUGUUCGCUACUACAACUCCUGGAUUGAAGUAACAAUGCAAGAGCCCAGCACUACAACAUCAUCAGGUGUCAGUGUUGAGUCAAACAAAGGCAACUCUUGUGAGUGGAGUAUCCAACCACAAGCUGCAGAAGAGUCUAGCUCUUCAGACAAUGUGUUUGAAUUUCCUUUUGGACGCUCCUCUUCCAGUGACAAUGUUGUUUUUGAGGGUAGUGGCCAGGUGGAGGCUGAACAGUCGGAGGAGCCGACAGUAGCCCAUCAAGCCCGUCACUUUCAGUUCAUGUUCAUCCAAAUGGAAUUCUGUGAAAAGAGCACCCUUCGCACUGCCAUUGACGGUGGGCUUCACCGAGACCCCAGCAGAAUGUGGCGUCUCUUCAGAGAAAUCAUUGAGGGACUGGCACACAUCCACCAACAAGGAAUGAUACAUAGAGACUUGAAACCAGUCAACAUCUUCCUGGACUCUUCUGACCAUGUUAAGAUCGGCGAUUUUGGUCUUGCCACAACGGCACUUUUAUCACGAGCAGAAGUGACGGAGACACACGAGCAUACUGAUCAGGUGACCCCUGGCAGUCUCACUGGCCGUGUUGGCACCACCCUGUACACAGCUCCAGAGCUGUUUGCCCCACCCACAGGUGGCCGGAUAGUAUACAGUCAGAAGGUGGAUCUCUACAGUUUGGGCAUCAUUCUCUUUGAAAUGAGCUACCCUGUUCCUAGUACAACCAUGGAACGGGUCAAGUUGCUUGCUAACCUGCGACAACCCAGCAUCACUCUGUCCAAUCAAGCACUAGAGCAGCUGAGUGCUCAGCAAGUGAGCCUCAUUCGUUGGCUCCUGCAGCAUGACCCUGCACAACGGCCCAGUUCGGGGGAACUGCUGGCAUCUCCUCAGCUGCCGCCUCCACAACUGCAAGAAACCAAGGUGACCGAAGUCUUGCGCCACACUGUUUCCAACCCUCAGAGUAAAGCGUAUAAGCACUUGGUCAAUGCCCUAUUUCAGCAGGAGACCACACCUGUGCAGGACUACACCUAUGAUGUGGAUAUGCCAAAGGGUCAUCCGCUGCUGCAGUCAGCUCUGCUGUUUAGGCGUGUAAGGGCCGCUCUUGAGCGCAUCCUAUGCAGACAUGGUGCUGCGCCCCUGGCCAUCCCAACUCUGUUGCCAAAGAAUCCCGAGGAAGAUGAUAGUUGGGUCUACUUCAUGGAUCAUGGCGGUCUUAUUAUCAGUUUGCCUCACGACAUGAGGGUCCCAUUUGCACGCUAUGUUGCUCGGUGCAAUGAUGCAUGCCCUCUGAGACGCUAUGCCAUUGAGAAGGUGUAUCGUUCUCGGAAAGUGUUUGGCUGCCACCCGAGAGAGCUGCAUGAGUGUGCAUUUGACAUUGUGUCAAACAACCAGCAAAGUGCUCUUGCCAACUGUGCUGAAGUGCUGCAUCUGGCCAACGAAGUUGUAACCGAGUUUUCCGAGUUGCAGUCACGAGGCUACAGUGUGCGCUUGGGCCAUACUGGACUUCUUCAGUCACUGCUGAUGUAUUGCUCUGUUUCGGAAGAUAAUUGGCCUCGGGUGUAUGCUGCCCUCCGAGGUGCACAGUGCUCUUCAAAGACUCAACUUCAGCAGGAGUUGGACUCUCUAAGUCUUGGAGACCAAGCAGUGGCCCUUCUUGCCCAGUUCUGUGAGGUAGAAGAUUGCUUGCAAAAGGUGUCCUCCAUGUACCGGUUCGUGGUACGCCAGAAAACCCCCGCAGCUGCAUCAGCCAAACAGGCUCUGCAUGAGCUCGAAGGGCUCAUAGAACUCUGCUCUGUCUUUGCUUUUCAUUUGCCAAUGAGCAUAGUUCCCUGCCUUGUCUGUGAUGAGCAUCUUUACUCUGGCAUUGUCUUUGAAGUUGUCUGCCAGUCUCGUAAGAAGACACGCCGCCAAGGUCGGGACGUGCUGGCUGUUGGGGGGCGUUAUGACAAACUGGUGUCAUCUUUUGCUGUGGCUGGAGCCACAGCAAACUUUGUGGCUGUCGGCAUCAGCUUUGCAAUAGAGAAAAUUGUGCAGGCUCUAGCCGAAGAAGGUGAUGCACCAUGCCUUGCCGAGUGUGUCUUAGGCAGUGCCGGUGAUGCACAGCCUGCGUUGCGGCACCAGCAGCUUGUGCUUCUAGAACGGUUGUGGGCCAUGGACAUUCCAGCACUAGUGUCUCCACAGGAGGGCACCGACGAAGCUUCAUCCUUCUGCAGGGAGCACAAGAUACCACACUUGGCUCUUCUGAGAGACUCGGAGCAAGGCUAUGCCAGACUACGCAGCUUUGACAAAGACCAUUUCAGUGAAAGAAAGCUGUCACUUUCUGAGCUAUGUGAGGUUUUUGCUAAACCACCCCAAACAGAACCUACAAAGCAGGAUGCUUCCGGUAACAGUCCCACACUCAGGAUCAUCUUCAGUGUGGUAGAGAAGAUGGCUGCAAGUACUCGACGUAGGCUUGAAUCUCAGAUAGUGACCCAAUUGACUGCAGUAACGCAAGGAUUCCUCCAGAGAACUGCCGCACUGGACAUUAUCGCAGUGGAGCUAAGUGGAGAUGUCCUACGGUCAGCAGCUGCUCUACUUAAUGUGGAGGCUGACGCUCGCAGUUUUGAAACAAGUGUAGCGGUCGUGAUUGAGAGGCACCCCCGGCAUAAGAAGCAACUUACCAUGCUUGCAGACAGGGUGUAUGACCUCGUGUUUGAUUCCAAACGUACCAUGUUUGUCUUGUAUGCAUUGCAGGAUAAUACCUACAAAGUCAUUGUUUGCCCGUUCAGAUCAUGAGUAUACUGCCUUCAGAAACUGAUCAUCUGUUUUGAUUACCAAGUUGUGCCAAAAAGGGGUAUUGGGAGUUAUUGCUGGCAUUUUGACUGGUUGCUUUUGUUUUGCACUGUCAACCAUAUCUGUGAUAUCAUAUACACAUAGAGCAGCACUGUUAAUGUGCAUGUUUAGUUGGCAUUUGCCAGCAGUUUGCUUGUGCUGUGAGAUACGGCCAUCAUUAGGGUUCUGUUGGAAUAUGUAAGCUUAACAUAAAUGACUGAGAGUGAUGUUUGUUGCUUAGCUUAUAUGAGCGAAUAUGUCUGGAAGUGUUCAUCUUGCAUUCAUAGUAAUGCAGUUUAUACAUGUAUGCUUGCAUUGGUGUACAGUAUUGUAUUGGCGGAUUUUAUGUACAAAUGUUGUAGGUUGCCCAAACUCCAAAAGGCAAUGGGUUAAUAAAUUGAACUUUACUUUUUUUUUUUUUUAUCAGAUAGUGUAUUGAGAUUUUUUUAAACACAUCAGAUGGUGCAGUGUCCUAUUUAUCUUAUUUUUGUCCUUGGCUGCAAGUCCCAUGAAUACAACAGACCAGGAAAUGCUCAUGUUUGAAUGCAUAGAUUUGUAUGUGCUAUUUGUAAACGGGACGAACUAGUUGCUGGUCAGCACACCCGGGAAUUAACGAGCAUUACUAGGCAAGGGCUUCAACAGGUGCUCUUUCUAUUCUUGCUAUAUGAAAAUGUCUUUAAUUGAGUUUUAGUUUAUGAACAAUUAAUGUUUGGUUGCUCGUUCACCAGCUUGCACCGGUUUAUGUGUUGUAACAGGUUCGUGCAUUUUGGUGUAAUUACAUGCAAAACUGAAGUAAAAUAUUGUUUAAAUUACUGAAA